AUGCCCGCCACCCGCAAGGUCUCCAAGUCCAUCAAGCAAGAGGACGUCAAGCCGUACGACCGUCCCAAAUCCCCACCCGCCUCGUCUUCGAAGAAUAAGGCGCGCACCCAGCUCCCAGACGGGAGCAAGGCGGCCCUCGCGCGCGCCGUGGUUGCGGCGGGCGUGAAGGCGCUGACGAACGAGGAGGCGGCGCAGCUGUCCGGACUCAGCUCCGCGCAGGUUAAGAAACAGCUCGAGGCGGGGCGCGGUGUGCGCAGGGCUCUGCUCGAGUUUGCGGACACGCUGGGGUAG
Trichosporon asahii var. asahii CBS 2479 is the source of this 291-nucleotide messenger RNA. RefSeq lists its product as uncharacterized. The record is from RefSeq and is a predicted model, not a curated record. The coding region runs from base 1 to 291 and encodes 96 amino acids. Lineage: Eukaryota; Fungi; Basidiomycota; Tremellomycetes; Trichosporonales; Trichosporonaceae. The transcript is spliced from 2 exons.